GUUCCACGCAGAAAAAAAUUAGUUGAAAUAAUGAAAUAUAAUUCAUUUCCAGGAUAUCCAUUGGCUGUAAUACAUCGAACAUUCAUCUACAAUAAGCCGGCAAAUGUUCAAUAUGCAUUUUUUGUGGUAGUAGGAGCCCUUCUAUAUAUCUUCAACAGUGGAUACGACUCCAUCCACGCUUUCAUUGCGGUGUUUGUGGCGUAUGCCAUAACGAAUUUCAUCGGUGGCACUAUAGAAUCGGUGAUUGCCGCUCACGUUUUCUUUCUGGGAUACCUGCUCGUUGGCUACUGGUACGUGGAAUCAGAAGCAUAUGACAUUACUUGGACGACACCGUACUGUAUCAUGACCCUACGAUUUACUGGGCUAGUUAUGGAUGUUUACGAUGGAGCGCAUUUUAGCAAGCUGAAACCAGAUCAAAAGAAGACUGCAAUUUUGAACCCACCGAGCCUCUUGGAAACUGCCGCCUAUGGUCUCUUCUACACCGGAACCAUCGCUGGACCUCAGUUUACGCUCGCAAAUCUGAUGCCGUCGUUGGGACGUUUCAUUGCUGGCUGCACUUAUAUGGUACUGAAUCAAUGGGGUCAUGUAUGGAUUCCGGACACAUUCUUCAAUUCGGAGAAGUUCUUUAAUAUGUCUUUCUUCAUGCGAUGGACGUGGACGAUGAUAUGGUUCAGGCUCACCAUGUACCGUUACUGCGCUAUUUGGCUGAUAAUUGAAGGAGCUGCUAUCCUGAAUGGUCUCGGCUAUAAUGGCAAAGAUGAAGAAGGGAGAGAUCGGUGGGACGGUGUACGAGAUAUCCACAUAUGGCUUUGGGAAAUGGGACAUGAUUUCUCAUCGGCUAUACAGUCCUUCAAUGUCGGUACAAAUACAUUUGCUAAAAACCAUAUCUUCCGUCGACUCCGAUGGCUUAAUAGCAAACCUGGCGCUCACCUCGUCACAUUGGGCUACCUCGCAAUUUGGCAUGGAUAUCACCUUGGCUACUUCUUCCUAUUCUUCUUUGAAUUCGGCUGUGUGGUCGCUCAGGAACAGUUGUAUUCACUAAUUGACCGUACUCCUGGUUGGGCGGAGUUCAAUGCAAAGCCAGCAGUCCGUCCAUUUAUCUGGCUGUUUGGUCGACUCACAGUAAUGUAUAGCAUGGGAUUUGGUUUCCUAUGCUUUGGACUUGUGAAAACGAAAUACUGGAUUGGACCUCUCAAAUCGCUGUAUUUCAUUGGUUUUCUAAUUUUCUUCGUCAUAUGGCCUAUUGUGCAUUACGUACUGAAGCGAACGUUACCGAAAAAACCAAAGGCUGUCCAGGAGAAAGUGGAGAACUCAGCUCCGACAAAUGGAGUAUCGAAGAAAGAAUUAUAG
Haemonchus placei is the source of this 1350-nucleotide messenger RNA. The record is from the annotation of a GenBank genome assembly. Lineage: Eukaryota; Metazoa; Nematoda; Chromadorea; Rhabditida; Trichostrongylidae.